AACCCAAAUCCCUCAGGCUGUAUAAAAGGGCACCAGUCCACUUUUGGCUGGAGACCCUUUAAACACACACAGCAAGUGGACACUGAGACUCUAGACUUGACUAAACUUGUGUUUACACUCUUGAGAAGAUGGCAGAAGGUGAUUUCUACCCCCUGGGGAGCAGACAGAGGUUGACACGUGACCCUUUCUCUACGCACUUCAUGGAUCCGGACUUUUCUGUGCCCAUGUCCGCGUUCCCGGAGGAUCUGUCUCUAGACUGGCCAGGCUGGGCGCGCCCCCGCCUCAGCGCGCGCCUCGGCUCACCGUGGACGGGCUCGUUCCCGCGCUCUUCGUUCCCGCGCACCUCCAUGAGCGCGCAAACCCCUCGAGGCGCGCCGCCGAUGGACCCGGAUGAGCCGUGGAAAGUGUGCGUGAACGUGCACAGUUACAGACCGGAAGAGCUGACUGUCAGGACUAAGGACGGGUUUGUAGAAGUUUCAGGUAAACAUGAAGAGAAGCAGGAUGAGGGAGGAAUCGUGACGAAGAACUUCACAAAGAAAAUUCAGGUCCCAGUGGAUGUGGACCCACUAACGGUGUUUGCGUCUCUUUCUCCUGAGGGAGUGCUGAUCAUCGAGGCGAGACAGACUCCUCCAUAUUACCUGUACAGUAACGAGGCUCAGACUGAGCCCAUGGAGGAACAAACCAAACCACAGGAAACUUCCACGGCUUAAAUACCCACUUCCUCUAAUCUACAGUGGGUGGAGAUGUGAUUUUGUACUAAAUCCUUACUGCAAUUUCCAACUUGAAAUGUUGUUUAAUGUAAACGUGUGGUGAAAUUUCUGAAAGACGAACGGCAAAGACAAGCUAAAUGUCACAAAGUGUUACGCUAAUCUCGGGUGUAUGAGAUGGUUUGUGUGAUUGUGUGGUGCGGUUAAAUGACAUCAUGUUGCUCUUCCUUGUUGCUAGGUAACCUAGCUAGCCGUACUUUCUUGUGCUCCUGUGCUAGCUACAAUCACAUGACUAAGUUAGCAUCCUGAAUGAACAAAUAAUACAAACGCAUUACCUCAGCUUUUUUUCUGCUGUUGUGCACAAAGAAAGAUGUUAAAAAAAUUAGUUAGAAUUAAAAACCAUUUGGCAGAUUCUUUGCUCUAGAACAUAUAUAUAAAAAAGUUAGCAAUUUCUCGUUAAGCUAAUUUUAUUUUCUUAAAGCUUUUUUUAUAGACACUAUUAUAUUAGCCUUCUUGCAGAGUUUGGUUUCAGCUGAAAAUCUAACAAUAGUGUGUUUGGUUGAUACUAACUGUAUCCACACAGCAGGUUAUUGCUAGCUAAGUAAAUUAGCAAGCAAUUAAGGAAAUUUCCAAUAUGUAAGAAGACAUCUUACUAAAAGUUUUUAUGGUGUUACAGUCUGAGUUUCACCAAGACGAAUAAGAAUAAACAGAGACAUUUUCAGUAACGGAUUGGCCAUAGCAUUUCUAAGAAAAGGAGGUAAAAAUGUUUUUUAGCAUUUUUUAUUGUUACGAACAACAGCUAACACAGCAUUAUCGUUUCUGCUUUAGUUAGAUUGGUUAGCGAGCAUGCAGUAACUUCUAGUGCUUUCUUUAACCUGCUAGCUAACUUUAAGUGAAAAUGUAAAAGCUGCUGCAUAAAGUUACUUCAAAAUUUGACUUUAUUUGGCUAAUGAACAUUUUAGCAGACAGGCUAAAUCAAGUAAAGGAAGCUACUAGCAUUAAAGCUGAAGCUAAAAAAAUCAUUUAGCCGAAUCAACAUGUGCAGACACAUUUAUGGAGGAAGAUGAUCAAAGUGCGAUUGCACCAAUACACCCAAACGUGUGUGUGUGUGUGUGUCUGUGUGUACGAGAUAGAGAGAAAGUUGUGCUUGAGUGUUGAUGAAAGCCAACUUGUUUUUAUUUUUCUCCCAGAGAUUCAGUGUGUGUUGUAACUAAACAUAUUAACAAGUGAACAACUGAUUUAUCUUUAGUGAAAUAUCAGUUUUAUCAUUUAGUGUUUUUUCAGGGUUUUUUUUUCUGAUACUUCACUGGGUGUAAAUAUACUGUUUGUAAUUCGUACUGAGAAAAUCUAUGCAAUAAAAUGUCUUACACAAA
Messenger RNA from Tachysurus vachellii, 2080 nucleotides. It is a transcript of the gene hspb8, whose product is annotated as heat shock protein b8. Gene Ontology annotation, molecular function: protein homodimerization activity. Gene Ontology annotation, cellular component: protein folding chaperone complex; cytoplasm; nucleus. The transcript is spliced from 4 exons. Gene Ontology annotation, biological process: cellular response to unfolded protein. NCBI's taxonomy places the organism in Eukaryota, Metazoa, Chordata, Actinopteri, Siluriformes, Bagridae. The record is from RefSeq and is a predicted model, not a curated record. The coding region runs from base 129 to 710 and encodes 193 amino acids.